This is a messenger RNA of Eucalyptus grandis, 1494 nucleotides long. Its product is annotated as homeobox-leucine zipper protein HAT5. Gene Ontology annotation, biological process: positive regulation of DNA-templated transcription. Lineage: Eukaryota; Viridiplantae; Streptophyta; Magnoliopsida; Myrtales; Myrtaceae. The transcript is spliced from 4 exons. Bases 501 to 1304 code for a protein of 267 amino acids. The record is from RefSeq and is a predicted model, not a curated record. Gene Ontology annotation, molecular function: sequence-specific DNA binding; DNA-binding transcription factor activity, RNA polymerase II-specific. Gene Ontology annotation, cellular component: nucleus.
AUUCGCGUACCUCCUCCCAACGCCUCCCCAAACGCAACGCAAAGAUUCCAUUUUUCCCUCUCGCCGUCGCCUGGCGGCCUCAGAUCACCUCGCUUCAGCAGCAGCAGCAAGCGCUGAGCAAAGGGGAGAAGGUGGCUGCUUUCAUGGAGGCCCACUGAGUCUUCAGUCCGGAGCUUCCGACCCAAGAAAGGGAGAGCAGACGAAGCAGAGGGGGAGAGGCAAAGAGAGAGAUUUGAGGAGCUGGGAAGUGUUUUGGGAAGGAGUGGCAUGAUGGGGUUUUGCAUAUGUCCGCUGGAGACGCCGGCGAGGCUGCUGUGGACGACCAGCUUCUUCCGUCACAAGCUCAUGCUCUUCUAACUCGCGGCCUCCCUGUGUAGACAUAGUGUAAACUCGUUUGUACGUAUAUCUACGUGUUAAGUGCUUUUUUUCCAGUGCCUCGCCGGAGUUUCGGUCAGGCUGGGAUACAGGUUGCCGGAGAUCCACCUCGGGCUGAGAAGGGUAUGGAGGCAGGGCGUUUUCUGUUUGAUCCCCCCGCGCUUCAGGGGAACAUCCUCUUCCUUGAUAAAGGAUCAAGAUCCAUGAUGGGCAUGGAGGAAUCCCCGAAGAGGCGCCGGUUUUUCUGCUCGCCGGACGAACUUUUCGAUGAGGAAUAUUACGAUGAGCAGAUGCCAGAAAAGAAACGUCGCCUCACUCCUGAGCAGGUGCUUCUGCUGGAGAAGAGCUUUGAGGAAGAGAACAAACUGGAACCGGAGCGGAAGACCCAGCUGGCUAAGAAGCUGGGGUUGCAGCCAAGGCAGGUUGCUGUGUGGUUCCAGAAUCGCCGGGCUCGGUGGAAGACAAAGCAACUGGAAAGGGAUUAUGAUUACCUCAAAUCUUCAUACGAUUCCCUUCUUUCGGACUAUGAUUCCAUCUUGAAGGAAAACGAGAAGCUCAAACUGGAGGUCUAUUCCUUGACAGAAAAACUUCAGGGCAAGGAAGUCGAUGGAGCACCAAUGACAGGCCCCUCGGAGCCAGCUCCGCUGGAGGAGGCUGAUGUCCAGGCCGUCCAAUUCAGUGCGAAGGUGGAGGAUAGGCUGAGCACAAGGAGCGGGGGAAGCGCAGUGAUCGACGAGGAAGGUCCACAGCUUGUGGACAGUGGCAACUCGUACCUCCUGUGCGAAAAUUACCCCGGAUGCGUAGCCCAAUCGGAGGAUGAUGGAAGUGAUGACGGCCAGAGUUACUUCCCGGGCGUUUUUGCCGCCGCGACUGAGCAGCCACACCACGAAGAAGAGGAGGAGCCAAUGGACUGGUGGGUGUGGUCUUGAGAUUGGGGCCUCCUUGAAGACCUCUCUUUUUAGCUAUGGAUAGUCUAAUCUCUCCCUUUGUUUAUGUGUGCCUUGUCAUAAGAAGGUUCGGUUAUGUUCCUCCUUCUGUAUACGAUGUCAAAUAAAUCGUAGGGAUACUGAACAUGGCCGUCUAAUGAAUAAGAUUACAGGUCUUGUGCGUUGUCCACUA